This is a messenger RNA of Emiliania huxleyi CCMP1516, 1185 nucleotides long. RefSeq lists its product as hypothetical. NCBI's taxonomy places the organism in Eukaryota, Haptophyta, Isochrysidales, Noelaerhabdaceae. The transcript has 4 exons. Bases 57 to 824 code for a protein of 255 amino acids. The record is from RefSeq and is a predicted model, not a curated record.
CGCGACGCCGGCCACCCCAGAAGGGCUCGCUUGUUGACAGCUUUUUCGUGUGAGUCAUGGGCCGCUGUGACCAGCUGCGCACGCUAUGCUGCACGGUGGAAGGCCUGAGGAAGCUGAAGAAGGCCUUCACCAUGAUUGUCGGCACCGCCUUCAUCACGGUCGCAGUCCUGUCCCUCGUCAAUAUUCUCGGCAACGUUUUCAACUUUGUCAACUUUGUCCGGAUGGUGUGGAACAUCAUAUUCGGCGUUCUCAUGCUGAUGCUCCAGUUCGGUAAAACCGAGUGGCUGAUCCAUCGGUUCGGCUUCAUGGGGCACUGGGUCGGCCGGGCGCUCUUCUUCUUGUUUUGCGGCACAAACAUCCUGGUCGUCGAUGACAGCUCCACUUGUUUUAUCUGCUUCAUCUCGUGGGUCAUUGGCGGCAUGUGCAUGUUCGUCGGCAUUCUCGAGAUUGUCUUUGGAUGCCGCUGCGAGGGAGAGAACCUCUCGCGCAACACGAGCAGCCAGCAGGGAGGGCAGUACGCAGGCCAGAACGCAGCGAUGCCUCCCGCCGACCAGCAGCAGCAGCAGCCGCCCGCGGCGAAGAAGAAGAGCGGCUUCUCGAGCGUCUUCAGCAGCGGCGGCAGCGGCGGCGGCAGCGGCGGCAGCGGCGGCAGCGGCGCAGCCAUCAACCCCGCGCUGGAGCGGGCACGCAGCGCGAACGCGGAGCGCACAGCCACAGGCGGCGGUGCGAGCUCGGAGCCGUCCUUCCAAGUCACGGUGGGCGCCCCGGCGGCGAGCGGCGGCUCCGACAACCCCUUCUUCGGGAACGCGCACCUCUCCACCUGAGGUCCGCUUCCCCUCCGUGCCUCGGGGCGGCUCGCUUCUUCCGCCUGUGCCACACCGCCAGCAGCCUCUUGCUCGCCUCGCCUGAGCUGCGACCAGCCGGGAGGGAGAGGGGCCGCGGCAGAGCCAGGUGUGGCGAGCGGGCGCCGCCUCGUAUCCCAGUAGUCUUUGUGUUCAUUGGGUGGUGGGUGGGGGCGCAGGAUACACGCCGCGUGAGAGGGCACGGUCACGAACAGCCGAAUCAGCCGCGCGGGACCCCCCGCCUAAGCCUCCACCUCACGUCUCAGCGUGAGCGCAAGUGAUGUCAUAGAAACAUGUGCUCACACAGUCAGCUGCGUUCAUACAACAUUUUUUGCGCUACCGC